AGUUGUCACUCCUCUCUAUUCCUUUGUCUUUCAUUUGUUCUCUCUUCUCUUCUGUGGAGGAAACUGAACUAAAAACAACCCAAAACUUCAAUUGCAAUGGCUCUCAAGCUCAAUUCUUUCAUUUCUCAAUCUCACAAGUUGCCUUAUCUCGCCUUCCCAUCAAUAGCCAGCCUCAGAUCUCCUAAGUUCUACGUGGCCUCUACGCUCAAGUCUGGCUCCAAGGAGGUUCAGAAUCUCAAGAAGCCUUUUAUGCCUCAUCGGCAGGUUCAUGUUCAGGUUACCCAUUCUGUGCCCGCCCACAAGAUCGAGAUUUUUAAAUCUCUAGAAGAUUGGGUGGGGCAGAACAUCCUGGUUCAUUUGAAACCAGUUGAGAAGUGUUGGCAACCACAGGAUUUUUUGCCAGAUCCUGCCUCUGAUGGAUUUGAAGAACAAGUCAAGGAACUUAGGGAGAGAGCAAAGGAGAUUCCAGAUGAUUGCUUAGUUGUUUUGGUUGGAGACAUGAUCACUGAAGAAGCUCUUCCCACUUAUCAAACCAUGCUGAACACCAUGGAUGGAGUUGGGGAUGAAACAGGUGCAAGCCUUACUCCCUGGGCAAUUUGGACAAGGGAAUGGACUGCGGAAGAGAAUAGACAUGGUGACCUCCUCAAUAAGUAUCUCUACUUAUCUGGACGAGUGGACUUGAGGCAAAUUGAGAAGACAAUUCAAUAUUUGAUUGGGUCCGGAAUGGCUCCACAAGCGGGAAACAGUCCAUACCAUGGUCUCAUCUACACGUCGUUCCAAGAAAGGGCAACCUUCAUUUCCCAUGGCAACACUGCCAGGCUUGCCAAAGAACAUGGGGACAUAAAAUUGGCUCAAAUAUGUGGUACGAUUGCAUCAGAUGAGAAGCGCCAUGAGACAGCAUACACAAAGACAGUGGAAAAACUCUUUGAGAUUGAUCCUGAUGAAACUGUUAUGGCUUUUGCUGACAUGAUGAGAAAGAAAAUUUCUAUGCCUGCACACUUGAUGUACGAUGGCCAUGAUGAUAAUCUUUUUGACCACUUUUCAGCUGUUGCACAGCGGCUUGGGGUCUACACUGCAAAAGACUAUGCCGAUAUAUUGGAGUUCUUGGUGGGAAUAUGGAAGGUGGAUAAGCUAACUGGGCUGUCAGCUGAGGGGCAGAAGGCUCAAGAUUAUGUUUGUCGGUUACCUCCAAGAAUUAGAAGGCUUGAGGAGAGAGCUCAAGUAAGGGCAAAGGAAGCAGCGACAAUUCCUUUCAGUUGGAUUUUCGAUAGAAAAGUGAAGUUGUGAGUGCAGAAUGGAUUAGAAAUGGUUGGUUUCCCUCUUUUGCUUGGUCUUCCUUACAAAGUCAGGAGUGGAGGUAGACUUUUGCAGUUGCGUUCUGUUUACAAAUUGAUACGUGUCCACAAGUCCACGGAUACGUAUAAGUAAUAAAAAGAAGUGAGAAAAGUAUCGUUCUCACGAGAAUUGUCUUUUAAUUAUCAAAA
Molecule: messenger RNA, 1484 nt
Organism: Hevea brasiliensis (rubber tree)
Lineage: Eukaryota; Viridiplantae; Streptophyta; Magnoliopsida; Malpighiales; Euphorbiaceae
Product: stearoyl-[acyl-carrier-protein] 9-desaturase, chloroplastic-like
Exons: 3
Coding region: 97-1287 (396 amino acids)
Biological process (GO): defense response; fatty acid biosynthetic process
Cellular component (GO): chloroplast stroma
Molecular function (GO): stearoyl-CoA 9-desaturase activity; stearoyl-[ACP] desaturase activity
Source: RefSeq, a predicted model, not a curated record